Messenger RNA from Coregonus clupeaformis (lake whitefish), 2442 nucleotides. Its product is annotated as taste receptor type 1 member 1. The record is from RefSeq and is a predicted model, not a curated record. Gene Ontology annotation, biological process: G protein-coupled receptor signaling pathway. Bases 154 to 2442 code for a protein of 762 amino acids. NCBI's taxonomy places the organism in Eukaryota, Metazoa, Chordata, Actinopteri, Salmoniformes, Salmonidae. Gene Ontology annotation, molecular function: G protein-coupled receptor activity. Gene Ontology annotation, cellular component: membrane. The transcript has 6 exons.
CAUGCCUUACCUGAAUCACAUUCUUGCUCAGCCUCAGAGUUUAAACUAGAUGGAGAAUACAUACUGGGAGGCCUUUUCGACAUUCAUCAUGGCAGCAGCUCAGUUCCUUACAACCGACCGGAGACUGUGGAUUGCUCUCGACAGUCGUUUACCAUGUCUAGUUAUCGGAUGUUUCAGGUGAUGAGGUUUGCUGUACAAGAGAUCAAUAACUCCAGCCUCAUCCUGCCCAAUGUAUCGCUCGGUUAUGAGAUAUUCGACCACUGCUCAGACACAUUCAACUUUCAGUCAAUUUUGGAUAUGAUCUCCAGAAAUGGAUCAAUUCAAGUUCUGAGGUGCGUCAACGAGUAUCUGUCCAAAGUCAUAGCUGUGGCCGGUCCAUUUAGAAGCAUGGAGUCCAUGACUGUUGCUCCCUUGUUUGCGAUGAAUCUAAUUCCAAUGGUAAAUUAUGGGUCCUCUAGUUCUGUUUUAAGUGAGAAGUGGAAAUAUCCCUCAUUCAUGCGAACCACACCAAGUAACAAAGACUUAAUACAACUGAUCAUUCUGAUUAUACAGCAUUUUAAUUGGAACUGGGUUGCAUUCAUCAGCAGCAGCGACGAGAACAGUCAAAAUGGCCUACAGCUGUUCAAAAGCAAGCUGGAAGACACUAAGAUCUGCUUAGCUUAUGCAAAAGAGCUCAAUGAAAUGUCUGAUCACUAUGAAAUACUUCAACAGUUAGAGGGUCUUAACAUAGAGGUCAUUAUAGUUUUUGCCGGGCAGAGCAGCGCUGUUGCAUUCAUUAAAUCAGCAAUCAAGCACAACAUACACAACAAAGUGUGGAUCGCAAGCGACACUUGGUCCUUGAACAAGAAACUCCCCAAGUUGAGCGGAAUCAAGGCGAUUGGCACCAUCAUUGGAAUAACAGAGACAGUGAUGUCAUUACCUGGGUUUAAGAAUUUUGUCUAUUUGUCCCAAACACAAAGGAAUGAUAGGCCUACAACAUGUGAGCAAACACCAUCCGGACAAACAUGCAAUCAAGCUUGUGACCUCUGUAGGGAUGUGAGCCCAGAAGAGAUCAUCGGUGAAAACCCAUCAUAUUCUUUCGCCAUUUACUCUGCCAUUUAUGCUAUGGCCCACGCAUUACAUAAAUUGUUACUAUGUGACAUCAAGGGAUGCAGUGACAAUGUAACUGUGUAUCCAUUUAUGCUUCUCCAAGAAUUAAAGAGGUCAAAAUUCACACUAUUGAACCGGCAUAUUGAGUUUGACAACAAUGGAGACCCGACAUCUACUUCUUAUGCUAUUGUUUUCUGGAACCAGAGUGGCCAGGCCCAGAAAGUGGGCUCUUAUGAAACUGAUCCAACAGUUGACGUUUCCUUCUCUAUCAGCAACACAAAAAUUCACUGGUAUACUGACCAAGUGCCUGUCGCACGCUGUUCCCCUGAAUGUUCAGAGGGAUUUGCAAAGAAGAAAGAUGGACUACAUGAUUGUUGUUUCCAGUGUAACGUCUGCCCCAGUAUGACUUAUGUUAACUACACAGACGACCCAUACAGCUGUGUCGACUGUAGGAAGACAGAGUGGUCCAAACCAGGAAGCACCUUUUGCACACAACGUUCAGUGGAGUAUAUACCUUUCACAGACCCUGUCGCCAUCACACUCAUGUUUUCCACAGGCGUCCUGUUAGCGCUAACACUAGCCAUUGUCAUUCUUUUUGCUCUCAACUAUGACAAGCCGGUUGUUAAGUCUGCCGGUGGGCCAAUGUGUUUCCUUCUUCUGGGCUGCUUGAGUGCAAGUAGUAUAAGUGUGUUCUUUUUCUUUGGGAAACCAACAGUGACCAAUUGUGUGUUGAGGUAUUUUCUAUUUUUGCUGUUCUACACUGUCUGUUUAGGCUGUUUUGCUGUGCGCUCCUUUCAAAUAGUUUGCAUUUUCAAAAUGGCCGCCAAGUUCCCUAAGAUUCACAGGUGGUGGGUGAAGCAGAAUGGACAGGUGUGGGUCAUCGCCAUAGUCUUUGUUCUUCAGCUGUUGUUGCUUACAACAGUGUUCACUGCCAGCCCUCCCACACCAGUCAAUGACAUGACAUCAUACCGAGAUCAAAUAAUACUAAAGUGUGCCAUGAGAAGAUCAUUGAUCGUGUUCUUGUUAUUGACUAUAGUCCUGGCAAGCCUUUGCUUUAUUUUCUCAUACAUUGGAAAAGACCUGCCCAAAAACUACAACGAGUCCAAAGCAAUCAUCUUGUUCCUGCUUUUCCUUAUACUUACAUGGAUCACUUUCUGCACAGUAAGCAUAUCAUACCAUGGUAAAUAUAUACAGUUAUUCAAUGCAAUAUCAGUGCUUUCCAGUAUAUACAGCAUCCUCUUCUGCUACUUUCUCCCUAAGUGCUACAUCAUUAUCUUUCAGCCCCAUAAAAAUACACAACAGUAUUUCCAAGGGAUCAUCCAACGUUACACUCAAAACAUCAGUAGUAAGUAG